Castor canadensis (American beaver) is the source of this 585-nucleotide messenger RNA. It is a transcript of the gene Cfap107, whose product is annotated as cilia and flagella associated protein 107. NCBI's taxonomy places the organism in Eukaryota, Metazoa, Chordata, Mammalia, Rodentia, Castoridae. The record is from RefSeq and is a predicted model, not a curated record. Gene Ontology annotation, cellular component: axonemal microtubule. Gene Ontology annotation, biological process: flagellated sperm motility.
AUGUUUGCCACUGCAGUGAAUCCACAGUCAUUCUCUACUCCAGGCUGGCAGAUCGAGAAGAACUAUUCAACCAGGGUGCUCACGGGAAACUGGGUGGAAGAGAGGAAGAAGUUCACCAGAACCUUGGAGCAGACACCCCAGAGCACUUACCGAAAGGAGUACAUCCCCUUCCUAGGCCACAGGCCAGACCAGAUCUCCAGGUGGUAUGGGAAGAGGAGAGCUGAGGGCCUCCCGUACAAACAUCUGACCACCCACCACCAGGAGCCCUCACACCGCUACCUGAUCAGUACCUAUGAUGAUAAUUAUAACCGGCAUAACUAUAACCCAGGCUUGCCUGCCCUCCGCACCUGGAAUAGACACAAGUUGCUGUGGCUGCCAGAGAAGACUGAUUUUCCCCUGCUUGCUCCCCCUACAAACUAUGGACUGUAUGAGCAAUUGCAGCUGGAAUGGCUCACCCCUAAGACUGACGUAAAGGAGAGUAUUUAUGCUUCGUCCUACUCCAAACCACCAUCGUGCGCUAUGUCCAGGCGGGAGCAUGCCGUCCCAGUCCCUCCCUACCGCCCACAUCCGAUCCCACGCUCCUGA